Molecule: messenger RNA, 976 nt
Organism: Notechis scutatus (mainland tiger snake)
Lineage: Eukaryota; Metazoa; Chordata; Lepidosauria; Squamata; Elapidae
Gene: CLDN18
Product: claudin 18
Cellular component (GO): membrane; bicellular tight junction
Molecular function (GO): structural molecule activity
Source: RefSeq, a predicted model, not a curated record
ACCUUAAGCUUGGUAGCAGAAGGAAAUAUGUCUACCACAAUUUGCCAAGUGAUGGGCUUUUGUGUCGGAGCCCUUGGGUUUGCGGGCUGUAUUGUGGCCACAGCGAUGGAUCCAUGGAGCACUCAGGAUUUAUACAAUAACCCAGUGACAUCGUUAUUCCUGUAUCAAGGCCUUUGGAGGACUUGUGUGAGUCAGAGUUCGGGUCUUACUGAGUGUCGGCCUUAUUAUACAAUUCUUGGGCUUCCAGCGAUGCUUCAAGCUGUAAGAGCACUGAUGAUCGUGGGCAUUGUGCUGGGUGCUUUUGGUCUCCUGGUGGCUACAUUUUCUCUGAAAUGUUUACGGAUGGGCAACAUGGAAGACUCUGCCAAGGCAAGCAUGACUUUGGCUGCAGGAGUCAUGUGCAUUGUAUCUGGUAUCUGUGCUAUCUGUGGAGUAUCUGUUUUCGCCAACAUGCUUGUCACAGACUACUGGAUGUCAACAGCUAAUAUGUACCAGCCAGGAAUGAUGCCGUCACUUCAAGUAAGAUACACAUUCGGUGCUGCUCUCUUUGUGGGAUGGGUUGCUGGAGGCCUGGCCUUUGUGGGAGGCAUUAUGAUGUGUAUUGCUUGCCGAGGACUGGUACCUGAGGAGACCCAUUACAAGGCAGUCUCCUACAAGUCUGCUGGAUAUAAAUCUGCUUAUGAAACUAAGAAGACUCCAGUAAUGGAUAAUAAUACUGUCAAAAGUGAUGAAGGAAGACGUUCCUACCCUUCAAAAUAUGACUAUGUAUAGAAAUUGUCCUGUUAUUAUAUGUUUUCACAUUCUACUUGUUAAAACUUUAGCUUUAAUCCAAACUAGGUGAAGUGUUAAUAUCACGUCUGACCUCUCUUUGAAUUAUUCUUAGGUUUGCCCUUAUGAUGCUGUAAAUCUCUUCUCCAUUUGUUUAUUAAUGUUUGCUUUAUUAUUGUAAAUAUCGUGGUAAACUUGAAAUUAAUUG